AUGAACAAAAUCGAUUUAAUAGGUCACGACAAGAAUUCUAUUGUGGAAGAUUACUCCAAGAUGGAUCAGCUAGAGGCUGCUGUGGGAAUUGACAAGAAUAGAAAGAAUAUAGAAAUUCUCUAUUUAAGCAUUUUGAGUGAAAGCACUUAUGACGAAAAUGGGGUGCUAAGGAGCGGAUUUGCU
Messenger RNA from Medioppia subpectinata, 183 nucleotides. Lineage: Eukaryota; Metazoa; Arthropoda; Arachnida; Sarcoptiformes; Oppiidae. The record is from the annotation of a GenBank genome assembly.